ACGGUGCGGAUUCAGCAGCGCGAGUGCGGCCUGCCUGGGAGCUGGAGCCCGGCUGCGGUCGACUCCCCGUCGUAUCUCUGCCGUGACCAACUGCACUGCCCCUUCGGCUUUUGCCGAAACCAUUUGAAGCAGCUCCCCCCCCCCUCCCACCACCACACACACCCCUCUUCCCCCCCCCACCCCCAUCCCCCCCCCACUCCCCCCCCCAUCCCCACCCCACCACACCAUGUACAACGGCAUCGGGCUCCCCACUCCACGGGGCAGCGGCACCAACGGCUACGUCCAGCGCAACCUGUCCUCCGUCCGGCACAAGAAGGACAGGGUGGAUUACAAGUCGGAGGAGGAGCUGAAGAAGCUGGAGUCGGGCCUGGUGAAGAAGCCGAACCAGGACAUCCUGGACCAUGAGCGCAAGCGCAAGGUGGAGCUCAAGUGCAUCGAGCUGGAAGACAUGAUGGAGGAGCAGGGGUAUUCAGAGGAGGAGAUUCAGCAGAAAGUGGCUACGUUUCGACAGAUGCUGGUGGAGAAGGAUGGGAGCCAGGGCAAGGAGGAACCGAAAGCACGGACAGCCGUCAGUGAGACCCACCAGCUGGCGGAGGCCAACGAGAGAAAGAACGAGCGGCUGCGAGCGGCGUUCGGGAUCAGCGACAGUUACGUGGACGGCAGCUCCUUCGACCCCAAGAGGCGGGCCCAGGAGGCGGCAGAGAAAGCUGACCAGCAGAAGCAGCACGGCACCGUCCGUGAGCAGGUCCGUUCCCGGUCGCCGUCCCCCAAGCGGAGAAAGAAGAAGAAAGCUCGGAGCAGGGACCGGUCAGGCUCUCCGUCCGCUCACUCCAAGGAGAAAAAGAAGAAACAUUCCAAGAAGAAAAGCAGGUCUCAGUCCAAGUCCAAGAGCAAAAAGAAACACAGGUCUAGAAGCCCCAAGAACAAGCGUGGAUCCAAGGACAAGAAACGCAAGAGGAGCCCCAGCCACUCAUCCCCGCGCAAACAUCGGAGACUCCGCAGUUCCUCCGCUUCCCGGCAUUCCUCUUCGUCCCGGAGUUCCUCACCGCCACGAAGCAGGUCCAGGAGUCCGCGGAUGGUCCCCAAAGCACCCCCAGCGCCUUCCCGGGGCAGCCCCUCGCCCAGGGCAGAUGGGGAGGGCCGGCCAGUGGAGGGGCCAGCUGGGGACUCCUCUCCCCCUCGCGGGGGGCACACGGGCACUCCAGACAAAGCCAGCGGGGUGACCAGGAGCAGCAGCGGGAACUCCGGGCACGGACCGGGCAAGAGCAAGAGGGAGGGCUCCACUGACCACUCGCCAGUCCUCAAGUCCAGGCAGCAGGCAGCAGCAUCACCCCCUUCGGCCAGGGAGGACGGUGGGGGGGACUCGGCGCGUAGCCCCCUCCCCCCGGCCCCCCGCUCCAGGAGAGCUGACGGAAGAGGGACCCAGAAGAGAGGGCCGGAGCCCGCUGGGCGCAGC
This is a messenger RNA of Hemiscyllium ocellatum (epaulette shark), 1456 nucleotides long. RefSeq names its product serine/arginine repetitive matrix 3 (gene srrm3). Lineage: Eukaryota; Metazoa; Chordata; Chondrichthyes; Orectolobiformes; Hemiscylliidae. The annotation marks the transcript as partial. The record is from RefSeq and is a predicted model, not a curated record. The transcript has 11 exons. Gene Ontology annotation, molecular function: mRNA binding.